Messenger RNA from Cordyceps militaris CM01, 984 nucleotides. Its product is annotated as urease accessory protein UreD. The transcript has a single exon. Gene Ontology annotation, molecular function: nickel cation binding. Lineage: Eukaryota; Fungi; Ascomycota; Sordariomycetes; Hypocreales; Cordycipitaceae. The coding region runs from base 1 to 984 and encodes 327 amino acids. The record is from RefSeq and is a predicted model, not a curated record.
AUGGCCUCGCCGUUUCCCAAGUCAACGCCCACGGCCGGAGGGGGUAGCAUCGUGGCUGGGCCACUACCAUCUGGCGGCACAGGACUCGAAGUGAUGCAAUAUCAAUACCCUCUCAAGCUCAUCUCGCCAUCCCCUUCCAGCAGUCAGAAAAGUGUUCUCAUCUUUCUGCUCUCCUACGGCGGAGGCCUGGUCGGUGGUGACUCGGUUGACCUUUCCGUCAAGGUCAAAAAGGACUCACGACUCAGUCUCGUUACUCAAGGGCACACAAAAGUGUUCAAAUCUCCCUCGCGCUCCGUCGUGACAAGUCAGGUCAUGCGCAUUGAGAUUGAAGCCAGCGGUGCCAUGUGCCUUCUUCCGGACCCGGUGCAGCCGUUUGAGGACAGCGUCUACUCCCAGACGCAGAUUUUCAAAACUCGGCCAGGUGCAUCCCUCUGCUUACUAGAUUGGGUCACCCAAGGACGAACCGCAAGAGGCGAGAAUUGGAGCUUUUUUCAGUGGACGGGCCGCAACGAGGUGUGGCUUCAGGACGAUGAGGGGAAAGACAGACUGUUGGUGCGAGACAAGGUCAUUCUCGCUGGCGAUGGCGGCUCCUCGAGCGACGGCCCCUUACGCGAAGUCAUGCACAAGAUGGGCCUCUUUGGCACACUUGUUCUCCGGGGAGAGCUGAUGAAGUCUCUUGGUGACUUUUUUCUCGCCGAGUUUGCCGCUCUUCCGCGACUGGGCUCGAGAGACUUUCGCACAGCCGAAGCCCGCCAAGCGGCAGACGACAACAUGACGGAAUUCGAGGGAUGGCGCAGUUGGAGACUUGACAUGGAGGCGGUGGAAGGCAUAUGGUGGUCGGCUGCCAAUGUCCGUGGCUGUGUCGUGGUCAAGUUCGCCGCCACAGCCAUAGAGGCUGGCCGGGAAUGGAUAGGCUCGAUGCUCAUCAGAGAAGGUAGCAUUGAAGAAAAUUUUGGACAAGAUGCCUUGAUGUGUGUUCGAUAG